Molecule: messenger RNA, 4293 nt
Organism: Coprinopsis cinerea okayama7#130
Lineage: Eukaryota; Fungi; Basidiomycota; Agaricomycetes; Agaricales; Psathyrellaceae
Product: DNA polymerase alpha catalytic subunit
Exons: 18
Coding region: 1-4293 (1430 amino acids)
Biological process (GO): DNA replication; mitotic DNA replication initiation; leading strand elongation
Cellular component (GO): alpha DNA polymerase:primase complex
Molecular function (GO): purine nucleotide binding; DNA-directed DNA polymerase activity; DNA replication origin binding
Source: RefSeq, a predicted model, not a curated record
AUGUCGCGCUCACGAGAAAAGGUUUCCAAACUCGAGGCCCUUGCGGAGCUCAAACGCGCACGCGCUGGCGGUAAACGUAUCCUCAAGGAAGAAGAUGACCAAAUCUACGACGAGAUCAGCGAGGACGAGUACCGCAACAUCGUCAAGGGUCGACUGCAAAGAGAUGACUUUGUGAUUGAAGACGGUGAAGGCAGCUCGGGUUAUGUCGACAACGGCGAGGACGAUUGGCUCGACACGAGGGAUGCGUCCGAUGAGGAUUCAGACCGCGGAAAGCGCAAGACUUCCAAAAAGAAUGGGAAGGCGAAGACCAUGAAACCCAAGGAAAAAGCAAAACCAGCACCACCACCAGUUGCACCGUCCAUCAACGCCUAUCGACCUCAAGUUUCUGUUGAACAGGAACAGGACUUUAUGGCUGGUCUCCUUGGACAAUUAGACAAAACUCCAGCUCCUAGGGUUGCGUCUGCAGCGCGAAAGCGCAAAACCUCACCCCAAUUUUCCUCCGACAUCGAUUCAUCGCCCAUCAGAAGCUCACAUAUUCCUAGCGACGAUUAUUUCAUGAGCCCGAAGAAGCGCCCUCGAGUCCACGAUGCCGGAAUGACCCCUACUAUCGAGCGAAUGGCAGAUUUGGACGUCCAUACCAGCUCAGAUGGAGCUGAGUCGUCAAACGAAGUCAAUUACGACGACUUCUUCGAUGAUGACUUGAUGAUGGUGGAUGAAGAAGUCAAGCCCGUCAAGCAAGAGCCAGAAGAACUGCAACUACCCAAGAAAACAGCUAGGGCUCCCGCGCCGGUGGCUUCCACCAGCAAGCAAGAAGAACCCGACGUCAAACCCGCCUGGCUAUCCGUGUACGACACCCUCGCUGUCUCGAAGGACAAUGAAACGCUCGGUUCGGCAGAGCGCCCAGCUAUUAAAGGAACCAGCAUCGGCGCUCUCGAGCCCGACGGCUCUCUGCGCUUCUUCUGGAUUGACUACCUCGAACACGAAGGACGGCUCUACCUCGUCGGCAAACUGAAAGACAAGAAGAGCGAUACCUGGGUGUCGUGCUGUGUCACCAUCGAUGGCCUUGAACGUAACCUGUACGCGUUACCUCGCGAGAAGCGGAUCGACUUCGAUGAAGACACCGGUGAGGUUACGGAGACGGACGAGAUUCCUACCGACGAAGAUGUGCUCGAUGACUUUGAGCAAUUGCGGCAGAACAUGAAGAUAAAGUCGUACAAGACUAGAUUCGUUAAGAGGAAUUACGCAUUCGGGGAGAAGGAUGUCCCUCGAGGCGAGAGCCGGUGGUUGAAGAUCGUGUACCCAUUCACUCAACCCCAGAUCCCCAUGGGAGUCUGGAGCCCCAACAUCUCCCACAUCUUUGGCACCAACACAAGUGCGUUCGAGAUCUUCGUCUUAAAGAGGAAGAUCAUGGGCCCCUGUUGGUUGGAGAUAAAGAACCCUGUUGUCGAAUUCAAAGGGGUGUCAUGGUGCCGCUUCGAGGCUUCAGUCGCUGACCCGAAAGAUGUCUCUCCCAUGUCGGAGUCGCUCGACCAGGCCAAGGAAGUUCCUCCCUUCACUGUUAUGAGCUUGAGUGUCCGAACCGUCGUCAACCAUCACGAGAAUAAGCGCGAGGUGGUCUGCGCCUCUACACGGACUUGGCACAACAUCUCUAUCGACGAUGGUACCCCGCCCGAACAGCUACCAUGUUCCGUUCAAACCUUCAUUCGAGCUCUCGACCGGUUCCCUCCAAAUUUUGAGUCAGAAACGAAGAAGAAAACGCGGGGCCAGAUUCUCCCCACGCAGAACGAGCGAAUGCUCCUCAGCCUUCUCCUUGUUCGCCUCAUCGCUGACGACUGCGUAGCUGCUAUUAACAAGUCGGAUCCCGACAUUAUCAUCGGUCAUGAGUUUCUCGGCGUAUCGCUCGAUGUCCUGCUUCAUCGAAUGAAGGACCUCAAAGUUGACCACUGGUCGCGCCUGGGGAGAUUCAGACGUUCUAAAUGGCCUAAUAUCGGGAAGCAGGGUACCAACGUCCGUUUCCUGAAUGGUCGUCUCACAUGCGAUCUCGCUAGCGACGCGGCGAAGAGCAUGAUCUCCUCCACAACCUGGUCGCUCACCGAGAUGUGCUCUACGCAUCUUGGCUUAGAGCGACAAGAUAUCGACCCGGACGAUACCGCCAAUUACCUCGACGGAAGUCUGAGUGGACCUGGAAAGAUGAUGACCUUCGUUCAACAUUGCGAGAUGGACGCACAUUACCAGAUGGCUAUCGCUACCAAGGUCCAGAUCCUACCCCUCACCCGCCAGCUCACCAACCUCGCUGGUAACGCCUGGAACAAAACCCUCAACGGUGGUCGAGCAGAGCGUAAUGAAUAUAUUCUGCUGCACGAGUUCCACCGACUUAAAUAUAUCUGUCCUGACAAGACCUACGGCAAGAAAACGGUACCGAAGGAAACAGCAGACGAGGAAGGAGACGCCCCUAAAUCUAAGGCCAAACGCGACAAGUACAAGGGCGGUUUGGUCUUUGAACCCAAGCGAGGGUUGUGGGAUAGCUACAUCCUAGUCAUGGACUUCAACUCGCUAUAUCCCUCCAUCAUUCAGGAGUACAACAUCGAUUUUACGACUGUUGAUCCUCCUGAGGUUGACGAGAACGGCGAAGAGAAGAUCCCCGACCCACCCUCAGACAAGGACAAGGGCGUGCUUCCACGACUUAUUGCCACCCUCGUCAACCGUCGUCGACAGGUCAAGUCGUUGAUGAAGGAUAGGACUGCGACGCCCGCCAAGCUCCUCCAGUAUGACAUCAAGCAGCAGGCCCUGAAGCUGACCGCCAAUAGUAUGUAUGGGUGCCUUGGCUUCGAGUACUCACGGUUCUAUGCUCGGCCACUGGCUGCGCUGACGACCUUCAAGGGUCGAGAGAUUCUGACCCGGACCAGAGAGCUAGCUGAAAGCCUCAACCUAGAUGUCAUCUACGGUGAUACCGACUCGGUCUUCGUCAACUCUGGCGUCAACGAUUUCGCCGAAGCUUUGAAGACUUCGGCGAUCUUCAAGAAGGCUGUCAACGACCAAUACAAUCUCCUUGAGAUUGACUUGGACUGCGUGUUCCAGCGGCUAUUGUUGCUGCAGAAGAAGAAGUAUGCGGCGUUGAAGGUCGAGGAUGGUAGUCGGACGAGUGUGGAGGUCAAGGGGUUGGAUAUGAAGAGGCGAGAGUAUUGCGCACUCUCGAAGGAAGUUUCCCAAUAUGUCCUGGCAAGGAUCUUGUCAGGUGAUAGCACCGAAGAUGUUGUCGAGACUAUCCACGAGUACCUGGGCACGAUGUCGCAGAACGUUCGGAGCGGCCAGGUCAAACUGGAGGACUUCAUCGUCUUCAAGCGCCUGGGCAAAAAUCCUGAAGACUACCCCGACGCCAAAUCCCAACCUCACGUCCAGGUGGCGCUGAGGAUGAAAGCCAAAGGACAAUCGGCCCGUAGUGGAGAUGUUAUCCCCUACAUAUUCUGUCUGGGAGAGGGCGAAGAGAGUGCGAGGACUACGCAAGCCGAUCGGGCGAGGCAUCCUGACGAGGUUAGGAGGGGCGCUGGAGUGGUCAAAAUCGACUAUGAAUGGUACCUUGCUCACCAAGUCUUGCCUCCGAUCGAGCGUCUUUGCGAUGCGAUUGAGGGGACUGACAGGGCACGGUUGGCCGAAUGUCUUGGACUUGAUCCCAACCGCUAUCGAACGACGACCGCCUCCGACGAGAAGUUCUUCAUGUCUUUGGACUCGCAGACGUCGGACGCAGAGCGUUUCAAGGACGCUGAUCCGUUCGAAGUUCGGUGCAAGUCUUGUCAAGGCAAGACCAAGUUCCCGCUCUUGCAUGAUCGAACUAUUCCAUUGGUUCGCGCAUCUGGGGUAACGUGUUUGUCAUGCGACAAACCCAUCGCCGGAGUCAACCUUCAGCUCCAACUGGAAGUCCAAAUACGAGCACAUAUCUCGAAGUACUACGAAGGAUGGACGGUGUGCGAUGAGCAGACGUGCAAGAACAGGACGCGUGCCAUGGGUGUAUACGGAAAACGUUGUCUGAAACCCGGAUGCAGAGGGAGGGUCUCGUUCGAAUAUUCGGAUACCAAACUCUAUAACCAACUACGGUACUACAAAUACCUCUUCGAUCGGGAGAAGGCUUUGAAAGCUGCCCGAGGGACUGGCUCUGAAGAGGAAGUCCUAGCUGUCGUAGGAAGUCAAGCUACCCUUCUCAACAACCUCAGCGAUGUCGUCGAGAAGUAUCUCAAUCAGUGCGGAAGGAGAUGGGUUGAUCUCAACUCGAUCUUCUCGGUGCUGAAGCUUGCAUAA